This is a messenger RNA of Symbiodinium sp. CCMP2592, 816 nucleotides long. NCBI's taxonomy places the organism in Eukaryota, Dinophyceae, Suessiales, Symbiodiniaceae. The record is from the annotation of a GenBank genome assembly.
AUGGCCAAGCGACUUGGCCGACCAUGCAAGAAAGCCAAGACUACAAAGAAGAAGACCCCAGAAAAGAAGCUUGGCAAAGCCUCUUCGCUUCCUGGUCCCCUCUGGGGUGCCUGGCUUGACCACGUACUCGCUCAAGGCAGUACCUGGCUGUGGGUGGCGCUGGUGCUUAGUCACUGCUUCUGUCUGAGAAUCACUGAAGUGCUCAAGCUCAAAGCCAGAGAUUUUCUAUGGAAGAAGAAAUGUGUGCAUAUUGCACCUCUCAAGCGCCAGAAAGCUGUUCACAAGAGCAUGCUCUCCGCCCUCGUGCCGUUCCUGAAAUCUCUGCGAAGCAAAGGCAAGGCCAAGAAGCGCUAUCAGAAGAAAGGUGUGCGGGGGGUGGUUGCCUUCUUCGAUACGUGGAAGUGGCCCGCUAAAGACACCGAUUACCUCUUCCCCUCACACAGAUCGGAUGCGAAGACAGAGCACCGGAGCAAGGACACGGUCACGAAGUCCAUCGGUCGUCUUCGCCUCACCUUUGCACCGCCAGCGGAGGUUUUCGUUGAGGCAGAGAAGAUCAGGUCACACAGCGGGCGUCACCGAGCCAUAAAUGACAUGAAAAACGCCAACAUCUCACAGCAUGUGGCUAUGAAGUUCGCACGCAUCUCUGAUGUCCGCACCUUUCUUGGCUAUGGUGAACUCACUGAUGAACAAACAGGUGCAUCCCUCGAGAAGUCUGUCCCCCUGAAGAGUAUUUUGCAAAAGAUGUACGUCAAAUCCAAGAAGAACCCGACGGUGAAAAAGAACAGCAUGAAGAUCAUGAAGAAAUCUAUGAAGUGA